AUGCAUCUAUACUUCUUCCCUCGGAAUCCCCUGCAUAAACUUGGGUUCUUGGGUCGAUUGUUUUUUAGAGGAGGGCGCUUACUCAAGCCUGCUGACGCGGGGAAGGGGGCGUGCAUGGCUAGAUCUCAAAUCCCUACUACCACCCCUUCUUUCUAUGACAACGAGAUCGGUAUCAGGGCGAACUUUGCAGGGGAGGUCUUUCGCGAUCCCGAUUAUUACAAGGACGAUUCGGAGGGAGGGUUUUGUGUUUUUCGUGUGCAAAAUACUUUGUUCAAGGUCCAUCGAUGUUUUUUGUUGAGGGAACCUUCUGCGUUUGUGGAUAUGUUCAGCAUGCCACAGCUUGAUGAGGCUGUUGAAGGCAGAUCGGACAAUAGUUCUAUUGUUUUGACGGAUACUGUUGAACAGUUUCGGGAUUUUCUUUGGGUGCUUUAUGCGCUCCCGAGUGAACUGAUCAACGUUGAGGCCCCUACAGCGCCAUCGCUCGAGCGCCUGAUCAAUAUCGCCACAGUGGCGAACAAAUAUUGUUUCGCUUCGUAUGAAUCGUGGGCUCUUGACCGCAUCUUCACACUGGCCCAAGAUCCAGUGGGGUUCUUGCGCAAUGACUCUCCGGAAAUAUGUUCCAUGGUCCUCAACCUGGCGGUGAUUUGCGAUCAUCAGGGCCUAGUCGACCUCGUUACACAGCGGUUGAUUGCUCGUAUAUUGUGGUCGAGCAUCGACCACGACUCUAUAUUGGAUGUCGCGAGGACGCAUGGCCUGAGGAAACUGGAGGGCGUGGUGUACUACAAACAACUCAUCAACAUAGAGCAGGCCUCUAGCGACGGCAGAAUGACAUCGCAGCCUGUCUUUUCCACAUCCAUGAACGUCGAAAAGCGCAUGGGUUUCCUCGCUGCGCACCAUUCCCUUGUUAAUCUUUGGGAACAUCUUCGGACGACGCCGCCGCUAUUCCACGCAGGUGGCUGUCCAUCUCACUCUUCGUGUAUUACGGCUUGGGGGCAGGCGUGGAUAAAAGCGGGGGGCGCAAGCCAGACGAUGCGAUGUGGCUCUGCGGAUGUUCUGGGGCGGUUGAAGUCUAUGAUGGUGAUUCUGCGAAAAAAUCUUACGGAGACGCAAGCUAUGAGCAUUCCGUGUACGCUGGCCGCACUGGAAGCGAUCACGAUGACUAGGGACGACAUUGUCUCGGACUUGAUGGAUCACUUUUGUGAAUAUUGA
Molecule: messenger RNA, 1209 nt
Organism: Laccaria bicolor S238N-H82
Lineage: Eukaryota; Fungi; Basidiomycota; Agaricomycetes; Agaricales; Hydnangiaceae
Exons: 3
Coding region: 1-1209 (402 amino acids)
Source: RefSeq, a predicted model, not a curated record